UCUCUCUUCUAAGUUCAUAAAAUUCACCACCUCUCCAAGUUCUUGCCGAAUAUUCGUUACAGUCUUUUACAUAAUGACUUCUAAGACGUUCAAGAUCGCCGUGGUGCCGGGUGAUGGCAUCGGCGUGGAAGUCAUGCCCUACGGAGUCCGGUGCCUUCAAGCCGCCGCUCAGAGGUUCGAUCUGUCCCUGGAAUUCGAGCACUUCCACUUUGCCAGCUGCGACUACUACGCAAAACAUGGCACUAUGAUGCCGGACGAUUGGAAAGAAACCCUCUCCAAGUUUGAUGCCAUCUACUUUGGCGCCGUUGGCAUGCCCGACCAGGUCCCGGACGACGUCUCACUCUGGGGCAGCCUGCUCAAAUUCCGGCGCGAGUUUGACCAGUACAUCAACCUCCGUCCCUGCAGGCUGAUGCCCGGCGUCAAGUCUCCACUGGCGGGACGGAAGCCGGGUGACAUUGACUUCUGGAUCGUGCGGGAGAACACGGAGGGCGAGUAUAGCAGCGUCGGAGGGAUCAUGUUUGAGGGCACUGAGCGGGAGACGGUCAUCCAGGAAACCAUCAUGACCCGCGUGGGAGUGGAUAGGGUGCUUCGUUACGCCUUCGACCUGGCUGCGAGCAGGCCACGCAAGAAGUUGACGAGCGCGACUAAGAGUAAUGGCAUCAGCAUCACGAUGCCAUACUGGGACGCCCGAGUGCGCGAGAUGCACAAGCAAUUCCCAGACGUGGCUGUCGAAAAGUACCACAUCGACAUCCUGACGGCACAUUUCGUGCAAAGGCCAGAUUCCUUCGACGUCGUAGUUGGAAGCAACCUGUUCGGCGACAUCUUGUCAGACUUGGGUCCAGCUUGCACUGGCACAAUCGGCAUUGCGCCCUCGGGCAACAUCAACCCAACGGGCGAAUUCCCCAGUCUCUUUGAACCGGUGCACGGCAGUGCGCCCGACAUUUACGGCAAGGGAAUUGCUAACCCUGUCGGCAUGAUCUGGGCCGGGCAGAUGAUGUUGCAUCACUUUGGGUUUACCGAGGCGGCUGCAUUCAUGCUUGCAGCGAUUGAGAAUGUCUUCGUUAGGGCUGACAUGGACAUCAUGACAGCGGACAUGGGGGGACGAGGAAAUACACAGAGCCUGGGAGAGGCUGUGGAGAAGGAAAUCUUGACUAUGAAGAUGCAUUGAGACAGUGCAAGUUAGAUUAAUACAUCCUAAAUAUUUCUUUGCACUGGCUCUUGUAGAGUCGUUGCGAAAAUGGCGUAGCCCAGGACGCGACUUAUUUUCCGUGUCAGAUGUCUACGCUGCUGCAACGUAAAAAUGGAAAAAUAUAUGAAGAAUCUUAUUG
Molecule: messenger RNA, 1328 nt
Organism: Ilyonectria robusta
Lineage: Eukaryota; Fungi; Ascomycota; Sordariomycetes; Hypocreales; Nectriaceae
Exons: 1
Coding region: 74-1168 (364 amino acids)
Molecular function (GO): NAD binding; magnesium ion binding; oxidoreductase activity, acting on the CH-OH group of donors, NAD or NADP as acceptor
Source: RefSeq, a predicted model, not a curated record